AUGGCCCAUACCAAAAGCUCCAAACAUUCUUCCAGCAACUCAAACUCAAACACAUACACUAGUAACUCUAAUUUAAGUGGUGGUGGUGGUGGAAAUGGCAAUAACAGCAAUAACAUUAACAACACAAAUAGCGGAAAUAAUGAAAGAAAUGAAAGAAGUGAUCGAAUAGGGAGCGGAGGAAGUGCUGGAGGAAGCAAUAACAAUAACAAUAACAAUGGUGGCAGCGGCGGUAACAGUGGUGCAAAUUUAUCUAACUCGGGUACUUCUUCAAGACAAACAGCAGCAGGUGUGAGAGGAUACACUAGAGAAAAGGAAUCCGGUGCUUCUUCAUCGGCUGUUGCUACAGUUCCAACGAGUAUUUCUGGUUCAUUCCCUUCAACUUCCCAUUACCCAACUAAAAGAAUUCAAAAGGGAAAGGAACCCGUAAAAGAAAUACCAGCGUUUGAUUUCAAUACGCUUGAUAUUUCAGUGUUACGACGAUACCGGCGAAUUUAUAAAUUGAAAAUUGCUGAGCCAGCCACGAAAGAAACAUUAGUACGCGAGAUCACCAAACAUUACCAAAUGUUAAAACCCGUAGAAAAUGAUGUUAUCUCGCAGUUUUUGUAUAAUGUGCAUAAUCGUGAUAAUGUAUUGAAGCUACCUAUUCCUUGA
Ambispora gerdemannii is the source of this 651-nucleotide messenger RNA. Lineage: Eukaryota; Fungi; Glomeromycota; Glomeromycetes; Archaeosporales; Ambisporaceae. The record is from the annotation of a GenBank genome assembly.